Molecule: messenger RNA, 1231 nt
Organism: Colletotrichum acutatum
Lineage: Eukaryota; Fungi; Ascomycota; Sordariomycetes; Glomerellales; Glomerellaceae
Exons: 4
Coding region: 432-965 (177 amino acids)
Molecular function (GO): acireductone dioxygenase [iron(II)-requiring] activity
Source: RefSeq, a predicted model, not a curated record
AGGUCGGCCUGCUGCCACGCGCGCCGGUGGUGGGGUCCAACCGGAAUGACCUAUCGCAGCCCCACGUGCUUGGUACACUAGGUACCUUACCUUGAGGUAGGUUUAGGUAUGCGUAGGUAGGUAAGGAAGGUACCGUAGGUACGGACGGACAACGGCGUGCUUCAUUUCCAGCACCUCUUCUGAUGACCCCACCUGCUGAGCCAAUUGCGUCAUUUCAAAUACAAAAAAGUGAACCUCAUUGCUGCCGCCAAAGCGCACUCGAAGCAAUACCAGCUCAAUACUGUUGCCAACCACAGAACCUUUUGAUAAUCGACUUUUCGGAAUAUUCUUGAUACAUACUAUUUACAGUGCAAACUAUACAGGCACACAAACUCUCCUGGUCUCAUUCACGCACAACUCUCAGGCUUGCAACACCCUACCCACUCUCCAACAUGAAGGCUUAUUGGUAUGACGGCCUUGAUGGUGACCAGCGCCUGGCACAUGACUCUGGCAAGGAGGUUACCGUCGAAGAUCUGAAGAAGCUUGGUGUCUUUUACCACCAAAUUCCUGAUCUGGAUGGGGUCAACCAGCUGGCUUCGGACCGUGGGUACCGGAACCGAGACGAGAUUGUUGUGUCGCCAGAGAAGAUGGGCGAGAUUUACGAGGAAAAGGUGAAAUCCUUCUUCCACGAGCACUUGCAUGAGGAUGAGGAAAUUCGCUAUGUUCGCGACGGUCAAGGUUUCUUUGAUGUGAGAAGCGCCGAUGACGCUUGGGUUCGUAUCCGUGUUGAGAAGGACGACUUAAUCAUCCUGCCUCCUGGCAUCUACCACCGCUUCACAACUGACGAGUCCAACUAUAUCAAGGCAAUGAGGCUCUUCAAAGAUGAGCCCAAGUGGACCCCCUUGAACAGGACGAAGGACCUUGAUGUGAACCCGCACAGGAAAGAGUACGUUGAGCAAUACCUUCAGAGCGGCGUAUCAGCAUGAAAAACCAGCCAAGGACAUGGUACAUGUGUGAGAGUCUGUGGGCAUGAGUGAAGCACGUGGAUACGACAUCUAGUGGGAGCGUGGAGAUGCACCAUGCCACAUGCGGGAUCUUUUGUCAUCUGAACAUGUUUCCGAGUAUGGCGAAUAUUCCUCCGAAAGCUCCUUCUUGACUGAUGUACGACUUAGCAGACAAGCGUUAGACUGGGUAAUGCCUACCCUAACACAUGCCUCACUGCACAGCGCAAAUAUGACGAGAUCUGACGAAA